AUGAGCAACCAAACGGAGGAAGUUAACACAAGAUUGGAUCUGGUGGCCUGCUUAUUCGUUGCAUAUCUUGAAAAAGCAGGCUUGCUAAACGAAAGCUCCACAAUCAAAUACAACGAGCGAACGAGAAAACACGUUGAAAUUACCGCCCCAGCUGAUCAAGCAGCUUCAGUUCCAGUUUUCGGUUCAAAUGUUAGUUCUUUUGAAAUUAUAUUCAUGGAUAUGGGUAAUGGGGAAAAGUGCAUGAUUAGCCUUUGUUCUCAGGAGGAGUCGCUUAAGCAGCGGAUAUUUAAUUACAGAUCGGAUUUGUUCUUGGAUGAAUCGAAACUAGAGUUUCCCAUGCAGAAACAUGAUGCUAUUCAGAAUUUUGCUGCUCACGUCCUGCCGAAACUGCAAAGCAAGUUCCGGCUUAUUCAAGACUCAGACCUUAAUGGGCCCAGCAAAGAUGAGUUAGAGGGCGAGCCGCGAAGGCUAAACUCGGUGCAGAAAGAAAUCGAAAAAUUGAAAUUCGGAGCUCCACCUAGACAGCAUACUUCGGAUGUACGUGGCAGACCUUCGGAUAUGCCUGAAUUUGAAGAUGAAUAUGAAGCGCAGUCGUUUCCGGGCAUUCCAGUCACCGGAGAGUUCGGAGUGCCUGGUCUGGCAGCGUUCCCACCUCAGAAUACGGGUUAUGGGGAUGCAGAUCUUUACCCUACCGGUGAAAAACUUCCUAACUUACAGGAUCCUCGUGUUCCACUGACGCAAAGGGGAGAACAGAAGGGUGGGAUGAUAUUUGAUCCUUUCCGUGGAGGCGGCCCAUCAUCGAAUCCACUUCAAAGAGACCCAACGCACUCUAAGGGGCCUAAGCCUCCUUUUCCAGGUGCCCGAUUUGAUGACCCCUUCGGAAGGAUGUCACAUCAAGGAGGUGGCCCUGGUUUCAUUUGA
This is a messenger RNA of Lachancea fermentati, 921 nucleotides long. The record is from the annotation of a GenBank genome assembly. Lineage: Eukaryota; Fungi; Ascomycota; Saccharomycetes; Saccharomycetales; Saccharomycetaceae.